Rotaria socialis is the source of this 1371-nucleotide messenger RNA. The record is from the annotation of a GenBank genome assembly. NCBI's taxonomy places the organism in Eukaryota, Metazoa, Rotifera, Eurotatoria, Philodinida, Philodinidae.
AUGUCUUUAACAUUUAUUUGUCAAUACUUACGGCUUAUCGAUAGUGGACAACAUUCGAAUUUAAGCGCAAGUAUUUACUUAUGUUUGGCAGAACUAUGUGCUACAUUAAAAAUUUAUUCAAUUGGCGAAUUACCGUCGUUUAUGCCACAUGUUUUGCAAACAUAUCAAUCAGAAAAUGUUACUAAGAAUGAACUACUACUAACAAGUGUUAUUGCAUGUUUAUCAAAAUUAGUUCGAACGUUAUGCAAUUAUCUGACACCAUAUCUAUCAGAUAUUAUCAAACGAACAUGUACGUUGUUGACACAUCCAGCGUGCGUAUCAGAUCAACGUUUACGUACCAUGUGGUCUCAUAUAGCAUUACAUGUUCCACAUCGUCUUUUAUUUCCUAUAUUAUACGAUGUUAUUGAUAAAAAUGAAUUUGAACUAAAUGAUCUCGAACCACUGAUGGCACUAUUAAAACAAUCAUUAUCAGUAGCAACAUCAGAUGAUUUAAGCAGUAAUUAUUCAUUACUUAAAAAACUCUUUUUGAAAUUAUUUACAUUGCGAACAAUGCAUACGAAAAAAAUGCCACCCAACAAAAUGAAUAUAUAUGAAGAUUAUAUAUUCGAAUGUUUUGCGGAACUUGUUAUGCGCUUAUCGGAAGAAACAUUCCGACCAUUAUUCUAUACGAUUUAUGAAUGGGCAGUUUAUAAUGAGCCGCCAGCAGAAUAUACAUUAACAUUCUAUCGUUUAACAUUAAUACUUUCGAAACGAUUAAAAGGUUUAUUUACAUUAUUUGCUGGUCAUAUAAUUCAACAUUCAUCAAGUAUUCUCAAUCAAUUGAAUACAUCAAAAAUGGAAGACACGGAAGCUGAAUUUAAAAUAAAUUUUCGUAAAAAAUAUGUUGACGAAAAUAAAAUUGAAUUAAUCAAUGGAAUACUAGGUUCAAUAUCGAACUUAUGUUUGUUCGAUAGUGUUGGAUUUAUAAAUGACGAGCGUUUUCAAUUACUUAUGAUGCCCAUUGUUGAUCAGAUGGAAAAUUUCACGUCAACUGACGACUAUGCUCAAUGGAUUCAACAGAAUGUUGCGCCAUGUAUUGUUAAUUUAACAGCAGCAACAAAAGAAGAAUCCCUGUGGCGUAAAAUUCAUUAUCAAAUUUUAUUAAAAACCCGAUCGAAUUUAUCAAAAGUUCGUUUAGCGACUUUAAUUGUUAUUCAAGAAAUGUCAAAAAAAUUAGGCAUGAACUAUCAAAGUCUUUUAGCAGAAGCUGUUCCAUUUAUGACUGAACUAAUGGAAGAUCCAAAUGAUGAAGUUGAAAAAACAUGUCAUCGUGUUAUUGUUGAUAUGGAAUCAACAUUAGGUGAAUCCUUACAAGAUUAUUUCAAUAAUUAA